Magnolia sinica is the source of this 8549-nucleotide messenger RNA. RefSeq lists its product as uncharacterized. Gene Ontology annotation, molecular function: helicase activity. NCBI's taxonomy places the organism in Eukaryota, Viridiplantae, Streptophyta, Magnoliopsida, Magnoliales, Magnoliaceae. Bases 123 to 8156 code for a protein of 2677 amino acids. The record is from RefSeq and is a predicted model, not a curated record. The transcript is spliced from 22 exons.
CAUUCUUCGCCCUUCUUUCCUGCAAGAGCUUUUUUCCCGCGAAAAUAGGAAAAAAAAAACCCUAAUUCCAUCACAGCAUUUCCAUGCAAUGGCGUAGAACAGAAAAACCCUAAUCUUUCGAAAUGGCGAAUAGAAACGUAAGCCGAAGAGAGCUUUUGGAUCGAUGGAGAGGCAUCGAAGAAGAAGACGACGGCGAUUCGAAUCCGUUGAAGCAGCUUCAGAUUCGCCAUGCAAAGGAGGCAUGGUUUUCAGAUGCAUUCAACUUCCUGAUUUCUUUGUCAAACGAAACACACAUCUGGUGUGGUUGCUGGGAUUUGAUGGGGCCUCUCCUGGAGACUUUCUACCAACACUUCAAGGACAAUAAUAAGGAUUCCCCUCUCAAACUUCUAUGGAAAAGAAUUUCGCAAGAACUGAGACAAUGUACACAGUGCAUUUGUCAGCACCAUCAAGCUCAGGAAACAUAUAGUACAGAGUAUGAAGCAGAAACUGUUGCCCCCCUUCUUGCUGUGUUACAAAGUAUGGAUGAGGAAAGGGUGACUGAACACCUUAAAGAGAUCAAUGCAAGGAUAGCCAGGAGAGACUAUGACCCUGAGAUACACAAUGCUGAAGUUGUUAGCAUCAUGUUCGAAGUGUUAUCGUUUCCUAUUCUGUUAGAUGAUCAAUCUUUGGUUAGUGAGUUUCAAAUCUUUAUCGAGGCGAUUGAUAAUUCUCAUGAACUAACUUUGGCUGGGCAUCAACAAUAUCCGGGUGUAUAUGCACUUCUUUUCCUCAAAAGUGGAAGGGCUCGAUCGAUUGGUUUUCGUCUCGCUGGAUCCAUGGGAAAGUUGAGGAGAGCAGUAGACUUGGAACCCUUGCAGCCAUUGUUGAAGAAAUGCAUCAGCCUUUUGGAGACUGAAAUUUUGCCAUCAACGUCUGAGACGUCAAGGUCAAGGGUGCAGCUUGAACGGUUGACUGUAUGGCUUGGAAUCAAAUCAUUGCUUGGGUUCCUAGAGCCUCUGGCAUUUGAAGAAGGAAUAUUGGAACGACAUCCCAUUUUUCUUACUAUUGUACUCAACCACGUCAGUGAUGAUACGCUUGAAUUCACCUAUGCCAUUAAUUGCUUGAGGCUACUCUUUGAAAUGCUUGGAUGCAAGCUCUGGCUAAGGACUACAUUUUCACCUAGUGUGAUGCGCAACACACUAUUGGGUCAGUGUUUCCAUACUAGAAACGAGAAAAGCCAUAAAGAAAUUUUUGAUAUUUUCCAGCCAUUUUUACAGUCUCUUGAAGCUUUGCAGGAUGGAGAACAUGAAAAGCAGCGCAGGCAUUUUCUCUACUUUCUCCUCCAUCAAGUAUCUCAGAGUAGCAAUUUCAGUAUACUAAUGAGGAAAAAAGCUUGCAAGAUAGCUCUUUUGAUCAUACACCGCGGUUAUACGAUGGACCCCCCAUGCCCGCCUUUUGAGUGUGCACAUAUGUGGGGUCCUCCUUUGGUUUGUUCUUUGAAGGAUUCAUCUCUUCACAGCUCUCUGCGUCAACCAGCAUUCGAUCUCAUUCACACUAUUAUAGUGUCUGAUGCUUCUUCUUUGGUAACUUUGAAAUUGAAAUACCAUGUACCUCUGAGUAUCGAUACGAGCAUCUCUGCUGAUUUUAAUGAUGAAGAAGAUGAGCUUCCUUUAUCCCAUGAUGUUGAAGAGAAGGAAAGCAGUUGUUGGAAUGAGUUUAGUGUCCAGAGCAAACUUACCUCAAGGGAAUGCAAGGAAUGGAUGUGUAUUCCCAUGUUAUGGUUCGAUGUUUUGAUUGGACUGGAUCCCUCUACCCUUCCCAUAUCAUUUUCCAAGGUGGUUUUUUGGGCUCUAUCUCGUUUUUCUACAGUGGAGCCUGAAUCCAGUACAGAAAUGACACUUUCAGUUAGAGAUUGGGUGUCAGCCUAUGCCGGAAAAAUCUCAGCUUCAUUUGGGUGGGAGACUCCAAAUGGUUCGGAUGAUGGCGGAGGUGGGAAGGAGUCAAGAAACUCAGUUAAAGCAUCAACACUGUGUAUCCCUUUAAUAAGAACAUUCAAGAGGUGUGCUGCACACUUUGUUGUCCAAGUGGAGCAAGGUGAUCUUCGUAAGCAGUGGACAUGGGAACCAAGGAUGGCUGAGAGCUUGAUCCUUUUGCUUGUUGAUCCAAAUGAUAAUGUCAGGCAAGUUGGUAGGGUUAUUUUGGAACAUGUUUCGAAGACAAGAGGGCUUUCUUCUGGGCUGCAAUUUCUUUGCUCCAGUGCUUCUUCUCUGUCUGCCGUUUAUUUGGGUUUGAGACAUGCAAUGAAACUGGUCCUUUUGGAUUCUGUUUUAUCAAAUUUUCAUAAUUUGCACCAUUUAUUCUUCGUCAUUCGCAAGCUUCUCAAGGAAGUAGUUUCCUCUCCCCAAAAGCUACCUAAUAAUUCAAUCAAUGACUCAAAUAGUUCAAAGUUUCUAUCUGGAGGGGGCUUUCUUCACCAACCAUCCUUUGAUAGUCCCAUCUCUACUCCUGGAUCCUUGUCAAAUGCGGUGGACCUAAAGUCAUGGGAUAAGUUCUGUUGCUUGCUAUCCGGAAUUCUAUGGCCUUCUAUAUUGAAAUGCUUGGUAGAAGGGAAGGCAUUUAUCGAGAGUAAAACCUCCCAGAUGACAUGUGUCCGUGUACUGGAGAUGCUCCCUGUCAUAUUUGAGAGGCUCAGCUCAUCUAUGUUUAAGCUGUUUGGGAAUUCUGAAAUCUUGGCGUGCGGUGUUUAUGACUUCAAAUGGCUUCGUGAUUUGAUGGAUUGGGGAAAAUCAUCGCUCGUGGUUUUGAGCAGACAUUGGAAGCAGUGUGUGCUGUCUUUGCUAAGUUUACUUAAGGAUGCGUGUUAUGAUUCAGCCUUCACGAUAGGAGCCAUUGAAAGGCUUAUUUCAUGUGACACCGUUGCAAUGGAUGACCUGAAGGAUCAAGUAUCUCGCCUUUCUGUUUCAUUAUCAAUUGAAACCGCCGAUUUUGUUGAAAAGAAAACCUUAAAGCCAAAAGCUUCAGUUUUUGAAGGCUUGUCAUUUGAGAGAAAAGAUGCAGUUACAGCCCCUUCUUCCUAUGAUAACAAAGAUGUGCACGUUCAGGACAAAGUAGUGAAGUCGAAAUCCAGGAUUGAAAAUAAGGUGAUCGUCCUUUCAGAUGAUGAGGCAGAAAAUUUGGUUUGCCCCGAUGUGGUCAUUUUAUCCUGCAGCAGAUCAACUCAGGAUACAUCGGGUGUCAAGAAGUCAGCGGCAAUUGGCAUGUUACCAAAUGCCGAUCAGGGGAAGCCUAAGCCUAUGCGAGUUACCUCUUCAAAGAAUUUACUAGAUGCGUUUCAGUUCACAGAAGUUGCUGGGCAUGCUGGACUCCCUUCCCGGAAGCAGGACCCUGAUGCACCCAAAAACAAACUGCCUUCCAAACUACCAUCUUUUGGUCGAACACCUGCCUCACUUGUGCAUUCAAGAGGCAUAGACUAUAAGAAGCAAGAAAAUGACAUGUCUCUGUUCCAAGAUAUUGCUGAUUCUGCUCACAAGAACACUUAUGAUCGACCUGUUCAUAACAAAAGUUUAGAUCAGUCAGGUUCUAUAAGGACUCAUGUUACUAAUGUGGAUCCAGAGGAAAAGGAUAUUGUUAAGAAAGAAUUAAUACAUUAUGGUGAGGGUGAUCCUUGGGAGCGUGCACUCAAAGCUGCAGGAAGUUCAAAGUUAUUACUAGCAAAGUCUGUUGUCGCUGUUCCUAAACUACAACCGAUAAAUGAUCCUUGGGAGCGUGCGCUCAAAGCUUCAGGGAGUUCGAAGGCAUUACUAGCAAAGUCUGGUGUCACUGUUCCUAAACUACAAACGGUUGAUGAAAAGAAACAAGAAAGGAAAGCAUGUGAUGUGAGUGACACUUUCCCACCCAGAAAUAAUACUGAUUCUGUCUUUGAGGAUGUUUCUAACCAAACUGUCCAUCCCAAAAGCUCUGGUCAGGCAUGUACUGUAGGGAGUUCUAGGACUGAUGAGGAUCUAGAAACAAGGGAUACUGUCAUAAAAGAGUUAAUAUGUGAUACUGAAAAUGAUCCUUGGGAGCGUGCACUCAAACUUGCAGCACGACCACAGUCAACAAAGCCAGGUGUCUCUGUUGCUAAACGACAGGUCAUUCAACUCACAAUGCCUAUGGGAAACAAAUCCGGCCGUUUUCAAAGGAUGGAUGCUGCUGUCAAAAGAUUUAAACCUCCAAGGUUGGAUGACUGGUAUCGGCCCAUUUUGGAAAUAGAUUACUUUUCUGCGGUGGGGUUGUCUUCUGCAAACGAAGAUGAGAAUGCGACUAUAACCAAUUUUAAAGAGGUGCCCUUGUGUUUCCUAUCACCUGACCAUUAUAUGGAAAUUUUUCGGCCAUUGAUAUUGGAAGAAUUUAAAGCUCAGUUACAAAAUUCGUAUGUAGAGGCAUCUUCAACAGAAAUGUGCUGUGGCAGACUCUGCAUACUGUCAGUGGAAAGGAUUGAUGAUUUUCAUCUUAUUCGCUGCAUUCCUGAUGAUGGUGAAUCUGCUUCAUCUAGAGGCUGUUCAGAAAAUGACCUGGUUUUGCUCACCAAAACGCCUCCGCAAAGUUCCGCCCAAAAUAUUCAUGUGAUCGGAAAGGUGGAGAGGCGUGAGAAAGACAAUAGAAGUAGGUCGAAUAUUUUAGUAAUCAGGUUUUAUCUUCAAAAUAGUUCAUUGCGUUUAAAUAAAGCAAAAAGGCUCCUUGUUGAACGGAGCAAAUGGUAUGUAAGUCGCAUUAUGAGCCUUACUCCUCAACUUCGAGAAUUCCAGGCACUCUCAUCAGUAAAGGAUAUUCCUAUGCUCCCGGUUAUCUUGAAUCCUGUUGAUCAAUAUGUCAGUUGUUCUGAAUUGAAAACAAUUGAAUUGGGUAAGCUCUCACUGCCAAUGCAGCAAGUGUUAAAGUCAUCAUUUAAUGACCGUCAGCUCCAAGCUAUCAGUGUGGCUAUUGGAACUCAUGAUUCAAAGAAAGCUUUUGAGCUAUCCCUCGUCCAGGGUCCUCCAGGUACCGGGAAGACCAAGACAAUUGUUGCUAUUGUGAGUGGAUUGCUGGCUUUAGGUGCAUCGAAAAAGAACGAUUCCUCAAAAACAUUUACUAGCAGUUCAAGGCCAGUAAGUACGACAGGCAUAAAUCCCAGAACCCAGAUUAGCCAGUCUGUCGCAAUAGCAAGAGCUUGGCAGGAUGCAGCUUUUGCUAAACAGUUGGCUAAGGAAGGGGAAAAAAGUUCCGGAUCAAUUGAAAGUUCUUCAAGAGGAAGGGUGCUCCUUUGUGCUCAAUCAAAUGCUGCAGUGGAUGAACUGGUGUCAAGAAUAUCUACUGAUGGUCUUUAUGGCAAUGAUGGAAAGAUGUACAAACCUUACCUAGUGAGGGUUGGAAAUGCAAAAACCGUUCAUCCUAGUUCGCUGCCUUUCUUCAUUGAUACUCUGGUUGAGCAACGUUUGGCAGAAGAAAAGAUGAAUGGAAGUGAUGCAAAAAAUGAUACGGACAGUGAUUCUUCCAUGGCACUCCGUUCUAAAUUAGAAAAAUUAGUUGAUAGCAUUCGGUUCUAUGAGUCUAAACGUGCUAACUUAAGAGAUGGCAAUGUGGAUGCGAAAAGCCUUUCAGAAGAUGGGGACCUUAAAGAGGAUGCCAAGCAGGAAAUGUCAGAUGAAGUAAUUGGGGUGAAGCUCAAAGUUCUGUAUGCACAAAAGAAAGCUAUUUGUGUGGAUCUAGCGGCUGCUCAGUCCCGAGAAAGGAGAUCUUCCGAAGAAGUCAAAGCACUAAAGCACAAAUUACGCAAAGCAAUCUUAAGGGAAGCCGAAAUAGUGAUGACUACUCUCAGUGGCUGUGGUGGUGAUCUUUAUGGAGUUUGCUCAGAACCCAUCUCUGGUUACAGAUUUGGAAACCCAUCUGAAGAUUCUCUGUUUGAUGCUGUUGUUAUUGAUGAAGCAGCUCAAGCUCUUGAACCGGCGACUCUGAUUCCUUUACAGCUUCUAAAAUCAAAUGGAACCAAAUGUAUUAUGGUUGGUGAUCCAAAGCAGCUUCCUGCGACAGUUCUUUCUAAUGUUGCCAGUAAAUUUCUUUACGAGUGCAGCAUGUUUGAGCGUUUACAAAGAGCUGGUCACCCUGUAAUAAUGCUUACUGAACAGUACCGGAUGCACCCAGAGAUCUGUCAAUUCCCUUCACUACACUUUUAUGAAAACAAAUUGGUUAAUGGAAAUCAGAUGGGUAGUAAAUCAGCACCAUUUCAUGAGAGCGUGUACCUUGGACCUUAUGUUUUCUUUGACGUCAUUGAUGGCGUAGAACAACAUGGGAAGAAUUCUGGUGGACUGUCCCUCUAUAAUGAGUCAGAGGCCAAUGCUGCUGUCGAAGUACUCAGGUUUUUCAAGAAAAGGUACCCAUCAGAAUUUUUUGGCGGAAGAAUAGGCAUUAUAACUCCCUACAAGAGUCAACUUUCUUUGUUGCGUUCAAGGUUUAAUAAUGCUUUUGGGCCUGGUGCUACUGCGGAUAUGGAAUUCAACACUGUUGACGGAUUUCAAGGACGGGAGGUUGAUAUACUUAUACUUUCUACAGUGAGGGCUUCGGAUCAGAGUGUUAAAGCUCCUGGGAUCAACUCAAGAGUCAUUGGCUUUGUUGCGGAUGUAAGACGGAUGAAUGUUGCUUUGACACGGGCCAAGCUCUCAUUGUGGAUUGUUGGUAAUUCAAGGACAUUGGAGACAAAUAUCAACUGGGCUGCACUUCUCAACAAUGCUAAAGAAAGAGAUCUGGUCAUAUCAAUGGAAAGGCCAUAUGAGUCCAUUCUUAGGAAGCAAUCAUCCUCGUCCAUGAGAAAACUCAGCCCGACCAGUUUGGAUUCUCAUUCAAGACAUCUGAAGCAUGCCAAAAAGGUUGAAAAUAAAGGUAGACAGAGUAUUAAAGAAACUGGGAUCAAUGCUGAAUAUGCUCAUGAAGGGAGUACUAAAAAGUUAGACCGCAGAGGUGAAAAGCGGAAAGGGAGGCAUAUAUCUGAUUGUGAUUCAAGAACUGUUAGAAAGCAUAGAACGUCAGCAGACGGUGACAGUCCAUCUGCAGUAUUUCCUCCGCAGGACUGUGGACCUCCAAAGGAUGUGAAAUCAACCACGGCAGGAAGGCGCGAAGAUAAAGUUGAAAAGAUUGAAGAACAGCAAGGUAACUUUGCUAGUGUUGUCUGUACAGGUAAGAGGAAAGAUACAAGUGAAAAAUCGAGUGAGGGUAUACGUGCUGAUGUACAACCGGAGAAGGAUGCUAGUAUUAAAACUCCCAGAUGGGAAGCAUCAAAGACAAGAUUGACAUCAUCUGGGCAUGGUACGUCUGGUGAUUUGAGUUGGAGAAACUCAAAGCUUUCACCGCCAUCUAGUGAAGGUGGUCACCAAGAGAAAGGUGAAAAUAUUGAAGAACAGCAAGAUAACUUAGCUCGGGUUGUGCGUAGAGGUAAGGAGAAAGAUACGAGCAAAAAAGUGAGAAGUCAGGGUGUAUGCUCUGAUCUACAAUCGGAGAAGGAUGCUAGUGUUAGAUCUUCCAAACAUGAAGGUGAUGGCAAAAAGGUUGGAGAACAGCAAGCUAACUUAGCUCAUGUUGUGCAUACGGGUAAGGAGAAAGAUACAAGUGAAAAUCUGAGCAAAUGCUUAUGCCCUGAUGUACAACUGGAGAAGGAAGCUAGUGUUAGAACUUCUAGACGGGCUGCAUCGAAGAGAAAGUCAACAUCUUCUGAGCGUGGUGUAUCUGGUGAUUCGAGUCAGAGUAACUUGAAGCUUUCACUGCCCUCUGCUGAAAGUAGUCAUCAAGAGAAAGAGGUGAAUGGUGGUGGUAAGGCUUCUACUCAAGCUGGUUCACCUAAAGAUUUGAUUGCGUUGAGGAAAAAACAACGUGAAGCCGUCGAGGCUCUUCUAUCUUCUGCCCUUUUAACUUCAAAGAAGCCUGAAUCUUUAUCAAAGCCCGCUCCUGCCAAAAGGCCUCUUUCACCCAGUGCAGCUUCAAGAGAUGUCAUUAAGCCACCCAAGCCCAGCAAAGCUCAACCAAGUGCCUCAACAAACCAACCACAAGAAAGAGCAACUGGAUCAGUGCGCCCUCAGAACCCUCACUCUCAAAACAUGAGAAACCAUUCCGCACAUGAAAAGGACUUGAAUGAGGCAUGGGAGUCUUUCAAGGACCUGAUUCGAGACUAAAGAAACUAAAAAGCUGCCGUGUAUAAAACCUUUGGACUGCUGCUUAUCAUGAGCACAGACCCCAAGUGAACUGGAUGUCAUGCUGAAUUUUGAUCUCCUCACCCCAGACGAUGAUGGAUACUAAAACAACUGGGAUUCACAGAUUAUCUAUGGACUAAGCUACAAGUGUAUCACUCUGCGGUAACCUCUGUAAAUGAGCCUCUUCCACCUUUCUUGACAGAUCCUCCUCUUUGUACUUCAUAUCCUGUACAGUUGGUUUUAUACUAGGAGGAUGUUAGAAUUAGUUAGGCGGGCCCUUGUUUUCCAUAAAUGUCAUCUUUUGUACAAGUAAUUAUUUAGUGUGAUGAUUUUGUUUGCUUAAUGGAAAAAGGCAUAUGUCAGUAUUUGUGGAGA